UGGGCAGUGUUUGAAGAGUAGAGUCAAGUGAUAGGUGUAUUUUUUACGGUCUCGAAAAACGACAAAUCAUGGUGGACUUUUCUGAUAUUAUCUCUAAUGAGAAUGUUGUAUUCAGAGCAUAUGUCUUCUGGUCAACUGUCCUUAUAGUCAAAACUUUGGCUAUGUCCUUUUUGACAGGACGACAGCGUUUCAAGAAUAAGGUCUUUGCCAAUCCUGAAGAUGCUGCUGGAAAAAAAUUGAAGGUUAAAUUCGAUGAUCCUGAUGUAGAACGUGUAAGAAGAGCUCAUCGCAAUGAUUUGGAGAAUAUUUUCCCAUUCGUCCUUGUUGCAUUUUUCUACGUAUUGACCAAUCCUGAACCCGCCCUUGCUAUCAAUCUAUUUAGAGCUGCAGGGAUUGCAAGAAUAGUUCAUACUCUCGUUUAUGCAGUCUGGGUUGUGCCUCAACCUGCAAGGGGAAUUGCAUGGGUUGUCUGCCUAGGAUCUACCCUAUAUAUGGCUUUUAAGUCAAUUGUAUUCUUCAUUUAAAAAAAAUUGAAGCAAUAUAAAAUAUGAAAAAUGAUGAACUUUACAAUAAUUUUUUAUUGAUGUUUGAAA
Lutzomyia longipalpis is the source of this 593-nucleotide messenger RNA. RefSeq names its product microsomal glutathione S-transferase 1-like. The transcript has 3 exons. Bases 69 to 524 code for a protein of 151 amino acids. The record is from RefSeq and is a predicted model, not a curated record. Lineage: Eukaryota; Metazoa; Arthropoda; Insecta; Diptera; Psychodidae. Gene Ontology annotation, cellular component: membrane.